This is a messenger RNA of Symbiodinium necroappetens, 1227 nucleotides long. The record is from the annotation of a GenBank genome assembly. NCBI's taxonomy places the organism in Eukaryota, Dinophyceae, Suessiales, Symbiodiniaceae.
AUGUCUGGCCGUGCACUGGUGGUGGAGGCACAUAGCCAGCGCCGGCAUGGUAUGCAACGCGCUCGCCCCAAGUCUGCAAAGCCCAGCGAGGGCGUCAUGGAUGACUGGACGCCAGAAUCGGUGAGAGACUGGCUGACAGAGGUGGGCUAUGCGCGUGUCGGCGAAGCCGCACUGCGCGCGGGCGUGUCGGGCUGUGCAUUGCCUUUUCUGGGCCACGAGGGUCUUCGAGAGCUUGGUCUUGAGAGCACUGUGGAGCGUGCAAAGGUGCUUGGCCUGUUGUCGAAGCUGGCUUCACAGUCGGGAACCACGGAGAUGAAAAAGGAGUCGUGCUGGCAUGAACUCCGAAGACCAUUGCCGGAGAUAUCCCCAGACUGCUGCCGAAGCAAGCCCCGUUCCGCGUGGGGCCAGGUGAAGCAAGUCGCGGCCAGGAUAGAUAGCGUGGCGUGGGCAGAUCACAAGAAACCUUGGUUCGAGCACUUGGCAAUGUCAGGUAGGUCUCCGGAUGCAGUGCGCGAAGCUUUAAUGGCACAGCUGGACAGCUACAAUUUGCUGACCCUCCUCCUACUUGCCACGGUCCUGCCCACUUCGGUAUCCAUCGGGGUUGAGUUAAAGUGGGAUGCAGAUGGGAUGCCGACAUCACGGUUCAAGCUGGCUUGUUUGGUCUACAGCGUGAUGUACAGCAUCGUGAUCUUCUUUCACUUUUCCCUGAAUCACAUCACUUCCGUGCUGGUCGCUGACGUAAGCACAGCGAACUUUCAACUGUUCUUGGAUGCGUUUGGCAAGGACCUCAUGGCGGAUGUGGGCAUAUACUUCCUGGUGGUGUACUACAACUUUUUCGCUUGGGUUCUUCUGUCCAUGGCAGCAGUGAUUGCUGAAUCUGCACAUUGGACGGUGUGGGCUGUUGUAUUUCCGAGCGGCUUGUUGCCGGUUCUUUUUCUGCUGUUCUUUGCAGCUAAUCGUCUUGGCAAGGAUGACUCGGGUCAGAGGCCACGGGUAGCCGAUUGUGCACUCCUGAACCUUCGCCCACUGCUAAGGCUUACGUUGCAUUGUGGACUGAUGAGUGUGGCUCCGGUAGACAUGCAGGGAGUUCCAAGGGACCGUCGCUCUCUGCUUGAAGCUCUUUCGCAGCGUGCCAUGGAGUCCAUGCAGCAAUCCUCUGCGGAGCCCGAUCACUCCGAGUCCGAGGCAGAAGAGGUAGUUGAACAGGUGGACAAAGCUGUCCUUUAG